Messenger RNA from Phragmites australis (common reed), 1154 nucleotides. Its product is annotated as KH domain-containing protein SPIN1-like. NCBI's taxonomy places the organism in Eukaryota, Viridiplantae, Streptophyta, Magnoliopsida, Poales, Poaceae. Bases 100 to 948 code for a protein of 282 amino acids. The record is from RefSeq and is a predicted model, not a curated record. Gene Ontology annotation, biological process: regulation of mRNA splicing, via spliceosome. Gene Ontology annotation, molecular function: mRNA binding. The transcript has 8 exons. Gene Ontology annotation, cellular component: nucleus.
AACACACACACAUACAGCCUCUCUUCCUCUUCCUCCUCCGUCCGGCUCUCCCGAUUGGCACCCAGGCGGCCCAACCCGAGCCGGCCGCCGUGCGCCGCCAUGGACGGCUUGCACGGUACGGACGCUUGCUUCUCCCCCGGGAGGGCUAUGUCACCGCAGGUGAGGCCCCCUGGGUCACCGGACAUAAGUCAGUACCUGGCGGAGUUGUUGCAGGAGCACCAGAAGCUGGGGCCAUUCAUGCAGGUGCUCCCAAUCUGCAGCAGGUUGCUGAAUCAAGAGAUAGUGCGGGUGUCCAAUAUGCGUCGCCAACAUGGUGUUGGGGAUUUUGAGAGGCUGCCAGUCAUAAACCCGAACCAGAUGCAUACGUCCCCCAUGCCAUUUUUUUGCGGAAAUGGUUUUAGUCCAUGGAGUGGGAUGCAUGAUCCAGAGGGAGUAGGUGUGCUACAAGGAGAUAUGGGCUGGCAAGGACCCCCACAAAGCCCCUCUUCUUACAUUAUCAAGAAGAUUUUGCGGUUAGAAGUACCAAUAGAUACAUACCCUAAUUUCAAUUUUAUUGGUCGUCUUCUUGGGCCAAGGGGAAACUCUUUGAAGAGGAUUGAAGCCUCUACAGGUUGUCGUGUUUUCAUCAGAGGGAAGGGCUCAAUUAAGGAUUCUGGCAAGGAGGAACAACUCAAGGGAAGACCUGGCUAUGAACACUUGAGUGAUCCCCUCCAUAUCCUGAUUGAAGCUGAGUUACCGGCUAAUGUCAUCGACUCAAGACUUGCAAAAGCACAAGAGAUCCUUGAAGAGUUGUUGAAGCCAGUGGACGAAUCACAAGACUACUACAAGAGACAGCAACUCCGAGAACUUGCCAUGUUGAAUUCACCACUCCGAGAGGAGAGUCCACAUCCUGGUUGUGCUCCUCCUAGUCCCUUCAGUAACGGCGGCAUGAAACGAGUGAAACAAUGACCAGAGAGGCUUUCAUGAUGGUGUUGGCAGUGUGUGACAUCCUUUACUGUACUAGCCGGUAAAUUUUGAUCUCCCAUGUGACAUUAGCCUUAUGAGUGACAGAUGACUAUGAUUAGUGUAUCCUCUGUGGCUGUAUAAUUAGAACAUUUGAUUUAUUUGUUACUGGUAAUGCUGAGAUAUAGUACUGUGCAGAAUUCUGAGUUACA